UACCGCCUGACGAGAGAAUGAAUUUCAAGAAAGAUAUAGAAAGCUGCGCGAAGGUAUACCGCCACACAGUCAACAAGCACAGCAGAAGAGAACAUUUAGUUGCCAACAGACAAUAGUUCGUGUAACAACUCAUUAAAUCCUUGAAAAUGGUAGACGGAGUCUACCGAAAUAUUGGAGAAAAAUAAAAGAAAAAAACCUUAAAUAUUUGUGUUUUAAUGGACCUAUAGCCGAUACAAUACAACAAAAUUACAAGAAUUUUAAACCAGGUCAACAAUACCCUAACAGAGUAUACAUCAACGGGAGGCACGCCGUAAUAUAAAAACAAAUAAGAUGACAAUAUACAAAAACAUCAAACAAAAGUACAAUGAGCACACAUACAGAACGGCCCAGCAAUAUUCGAAACACCAAAAACAAAUAGCCAAGCUCAAAACAUCGGUAACAUUUUUAAUAAAAUGUAAGAGAACAGGCAUCAUACCAAACUUCAUAAUCAAUGCAACCAAACACACUAACAACAUCUUCCAAACACACAAAACCAAGAAAAUCCCGCCAAAUAUUGAGAAAACAUUACACAGGUACAUUCACAACUUUCACACGAAAGUAUUAAAACUUCUAAUACAAUACAAACACAAGCAAAUCCACUCUUUUAAAGAGAAAGUAGAGAAUACAAAGACUAAGCUAGGAGAACUACUGACUCAAGAUGAUUUCCUACAAUACCUCGACAGUGAGCUUACUCUCUACAAGGGCAAUGUUAGCAAGAGCAAGACAACACACAUAAAGAAACUACAGGCACUCACACAACGACAAGACAAGGCCCUCAACAUUAGACGCAACGACGUGUGGUUUGUGAAUAAAACAGAGCGAGAGAUACCAACGAACGUACAAUGGAUUCUCUCUUUAGGUCCGAAACACGCUCUCCCACACACCAACAAGAACUUUCCACUCUUGCAAGUCAUUGCAGAGGGAGAGGAGUGUGUACAAACUAUAGAGAAUAGAGAGGAACAGGAGAUGGGAAGAACCAAGCUUACAACAUUGAUAGACGAUCACUUACGAAAGUCAAAGAUGAGCAUGAGAGACAAAUAUGUGGUGGACACAGUGUCUCAAACAAGAAAAUAUUUAAAGGAGAAUGAGGAUUUAUUAAUUUUAACGGCAGACAAGGGAGGAAAGACAGUGGCUUUGUACAAAGAUGACUACGAGCAAAAAAUGAAGGCAAUAAUACACGAUAUGUGUAUGUAUAGGCGCUUAAAGAUUGACCCAACAUCUAGGCUACAGACAAGGAACAACAAAUUGGUGGAUAAACUUCACAACUUGAAUCUUAUCAGCAUCCAGGAGAAGAAUAAAUUGACCAGCAAGACCGCAUUGGCCCCUCGAAUAUAUGGACUCCCAAAGAUCCAUAAAGAAGGUACACCGUUGAGACCAAUAUGUUCAUCAAUAAACGCGCCGUCCUAUCAUCUAUGUAGGUACAUAGUGAAUAUUUUGAAAAAUAUCACCAAGGAUUCCAAAUAUAAUGUGAAAGACGCAGUGGACUUUAAAGCUAAGAUAAAGAACAUGACCAUAGAAAAUGACGAAGUUUUAAUCAGCGAAAAGUCGCCAACAUCCGCCGCCGCCGUCGAUGCCGCCGCCAACAUAGGGAACAAUGAUGUCGACAAUACACUUCAAUACCUCACCUCAGUUGUGGUCAAGUUUGGCUUAAAUGAGGGGAAAAAAGUGAAUUUGUGGCUGCUAAAGUGCACUGUGGCUUUACCAUUCAGGCCUACAAAUGUGGGUACUGAGCUAAUAGGAGUUCAAAGUCUAGCCCAGCAAGCAUAG
Messenger RNA from Stomoxys calcitrans (stable fly), 1806 nucleotides. RefSeq lists its product as uncharacterized. Bases 331 to 1806 code for a protein of 491 amino acids. The transcript is spliced from 4 exons. NCBI's taxonomy places the organism in Eukaryota, Metazoa, Arthropoda, Insecta, Diptera, Muscidae. The record is from RefSeq and is a predicted model, not a curated record.